AUGGUUUACAGAUGUCGCAGGAAGACACCAGUUAUUACUCACCUCUUCUAUGCGGAUGACAUCAUCAUUUUCUUGAGAGCUCACAGAGAGGCGGUAGAGAAGUUGGUGGGAUGCUUGGAUCACUAUAUUGCCGUGUCUGGUCAGAUGGUGAAGAAUGGGAAGACACAUUUCUACUUGGUGGAUGAGUACAUGGAGUUUGCUGACAUUGUGGAGGAGGUUGGAGGUUUUCAGAGAAGGGUGAUGCCUUUCACAUACUUGGGGGUGCCGAUUUUCCAAGGGGCGAGGAGAGCAGACCAUCUUUUGCCCCUUAAGCAGAAGCUGAUGGACAGGAUCCACAGUUGGUCCCACCGACACCUUGCUUUUGGGGGUCGCCUUGCUCUGAUUAAGAGCAUGUCAGCCGCCAUCCCCCUGCACAUCUUACAGGUCAUGAACCCUCUGCUUGGCUUUCUGGAUGAGUUGGAGACUUCUUGCUCAGGAUUCUCUCUAGGCUCAGUUCAUGAUCCAGAAGUCACUUGUACGUGUUUGUGCUGGCCUGCAGGAUCACCCCAAUUCAUUGGAGGGGAUGUUCGCCGUCGGUUGAUUUCAUGUCUUCUUCUCUCAGACAGCGUGUUCUGCAGUCACUCAAGGUCCUAUGGCAUUCCCCUAAUGCUCCUUGGGUGA
This is a messenger RNA of Salvia splendens (bonfire salvia), 660 nucleotides long. RefSeq lists its product as uncharacterized. Bases 1 to 660 code for a protein of 219 amino acids. The record is from RefSeq and is a predicted model, not a curated record. The transcript is spliced from 2 exons. Lineage: Eukaryota; Viridiplantae; Streptophyta; Magnoliopsida; Lamiales; Lamiaceae.